Aptenodytes forsteri (emperor penguin) is the source of this 911-nucleotide messenger RNA. RefSeq names its product cerberus 1, DAN family BMP antagonist (gene CER1). The coding region runs from base 48 to 869 and encodes 273 amino acids. The record is from RefSeq and is a predicted model, not a curated record. The transcript is spliced from 2 exons. NCBI's taxonomy places the organism in Eukaryota, Metazoa, Chordata, Aves, Sphenisciformes, Spheniscidae. Gene Ontology annotation, biological process: determination of heart left/right asymmetry; signal transduction involved in regulation of gene expression. Gene Ontology annotation, molecular function: morphogen activity.
GUUCACUGCAAUAGCAGCAGGUCUACAGGGUUGCACUUUACAGGAUCAUGUCACUGCUGCUUCUUCAGCUGUUAGUGCUCUCAUGUUUUGGAGCCACAGAGCCACAGGGAGAUUCACCGCAACGGAAAAGCAGAAGGCCAUUUCAGCACCUUUUCUAUCUGGACAAAAAUCUGCCUGACAGUCAGAGUUUCCGUGCACUGGUGGGGGAAAACCCAGUAGGUGUUGAGGAAACCCUGGGAGAACCAAGCUUUUUUGUAGCAAUUCCACAGAUGGCACCUGAAAGUGAGAAGCAAGAGGAGAAAAAAAUGUCCAGAUUCAUCCUUCCCAAUGCAGAACUCCAUGCAGACCAAGAUCUGAGAACCUGGGCAGCACCCAGAGAGAUCUCUCCUGUGGAAAACUUCUCUCCAUCCCACUCUUCCAGCAAGAGGGAGGCUGAACCUCCCUAUAGAAAAGAUGCCAAGAAAUUUUGGGACCACUUCAUGUUAAAGAAAAAUUCAGCAUCUGAAGAGGUUGUCCUGCCAAUCAAGACCAAUGAAAUGCACCAAGAAAACUGCAGAACCCUGCCUUUUUCCCAGGGUGUUACUCAUGAGAGCUGUGAGAAGGUGACGGUACAGAAUAAUCUGUGUUUUGGAAAAUGUAGUUCCUUUCAUGUUCCUGGUCCAGAAGAUCGUCUUUAUACCUUUUGUUCCCAUUGCUUGCCCAGCAAGUUCUCCAUGAAGCGCCUGGAUCUCAACUGCACCAGUUCUGUCCCAGUGGUCAAAGAAGUCAUGAUUGUAGAAGAGUGUAAAUGUGAGACUCAGAAGAUUAAAGACCCUGCGAUUGUGUCUCUAUGGUCAGACUUGCAUGCAAAUGUACAUGAGCACAAUUAACCUGUGCAAAGUACUUCUUAAUUCCUUGAUCAUAAGAAUUUG